Messenger RNA from Naegleria fowleri, 501 nucleotides. RefSeq lists its product as uncharacterized. Lineage: Eukaryota; Heterolobosea; Eutetramitea; Acrasida; Naegleriidae. Bases 1 to 501 code for a protein of 166 amino acids. The record is from RefSeq and is a predicted model, not a curated record. The transcript has a single exon.
AUGGGCGUGAAACGAGAUUUGGAUUUCUUUUUUCCAACCGAAACCACUACCUCCGAACUUGGUAGUGAUGAUGAUGAAAAUCUUAACCAAAAUCAUCAUCAACCAAUUUCUAAAAAGACAAAAAUCAUGGGGCAAGUCAUUUUGGCUGAUGAGCUGGAUACUUAUGAGCUGGAUGUCGAGACUCUGGUCGUCAACUCUUUUGAUCAUCAAUAUGAUGAUCGUGAAGAUGAUCGCAAAGAUGAUAAGCCUGAUGUCCUUUCACUUCAGAAUAACUACAUAAAGGAGCAGAUGGAUUCGGCAUCGUCAAAGAAUAUCAUCCCUUUUGAAGCCGAUGAUGAAGAGUCAUGUUCAAGCGAAGAUGGCUUUGAUGAUGCUGAUUUUGAUCACUUGUUUGAAUCGAAUGAAGAAGAAAAUGAAUUCGAAGAAGUUCACGAACCCAGCGACUCCUAUAUUUGUUAUUGUGGUAAAAGGGUUGAGGCUUGUAUUUGCCGAUUUGUGUAA